Belonocnema kinseyi is the source of this 662-nucleotide messenger RNA. Its product is annotated as transmembrane inner ear expressed protein. The record is from RefSeq and is a predicted model, not a curated record. The transcript is spliced from 3 exons. NCBI's taxonomy places the organism in Eukaryota, Metazoa, Arthropoda, Insecta, Hymenoptera, Cynipidae. Bases 109 to 588 code for a protein of 159 amino acids.
ACUUUAAAUUCGUAAACGCACUUAUUAAUUCUUAUUUCGAAAAGUAAUAAUUCUAUUAAUAUAGAAAUCUGCUGUAUAAUCAUAAGGCGGAUUACACAAAACACAAAGAUGAAUACUUCGACUAUUUCAUAUGUUCCUGGCAACACGGCAAAACAAGGCGACUCUGGUGAGGGCGUUGAGUGGCUUGAAGAUAAAACAUUAGCUGGAUUUCGCGUUUGGCAACUGGCUGGUAUCAUUAUCUCGGCUCUUAUAACUAUCACCGUUGGCCUUUGUUGCUGCAUAAAAUUUAGAAUACCAAGAACAAAACAAGAAAUUGAAGCGGAUUGGAUCCGCAAAAAAAUAACCCGGAGUUUUAGACAUGAACUCAGCAAAAUUUCCGACAAGGAAAUGGAUGAAAUGAAUUUGAAAAGAGCACUGGAGAAGGUAAGAGCCGGAUUCGACAACGAGAGAGAAGAAGCAAAACAAGAAUACCGAAAAGUAUUAUUUAAAAAACCGGAACGAGAACUUCGAACAAGAUUCAACAAGAUGUUCCAUGACAUGCAUGCUCGAUUUAUUCCAGUCCCUCCCGAAGCACAUAUUAUGAUUUAAAGUUUUUAUUUUCUAUGUUUAGCGAAAAUAUUAGAGUAAACAAUGUUAAAUAUUAGAAUGAAAAAUGUGAAAAA